AUGAGACGCUACUUCGCUCCGGCCACCGAUUCCGAAAGCGAUCAUUCAGAAUCAGACGUCUCCAUGGAGAUUCCCCGUCAGAGAACGUCGUACCGGAGACGCUCCGUCUCUCGUCAUCGCUUCCACCCCGACCAGUUCGCCUCCGACCACUUCACCCCCGACCACAGCAAUACCUAUUUGAGCCCCGUGGUGCAGGACGUCCACGUCCACCGGUCCGCGUCCACCGGCGGUCGACGACGCCGCGAGCCUGAGCGUGUCAGCCAGCCCCCGGCCGUCAUCGUCGACAUUAAGAAUGACUCCCGCAACAAGAGCUCCAACAGGAGCCGGCGUCAGCAGCACCAGCAGCACCAGGAGUUCGUCAACCCCUACGAGUCCGAAGACGAGCACGUGCUGCGAAACCACCGCCGGCCCCGCGCCAGCACCAGCAGUAUCUCGCGGGAGACCUCGCCGCGACAUCAUCGGGACUAUGACAUGCUGAUUGACCAGCGCAUGCUCGAGCGGAACGAUGCCCGACAGGACCUUGAGCUCCUGCGUCAGCAGCAGGAGAUCGAGCGUCUGGAGCGAGAAUUGGCGCGCAACCGUGACCCGCAUCAGGAAACCCGUCUGCUGAAGGAGGAGGAAGACUGGUACGAGGAUGAGAUCAGCGAUCGGCUACGACGACUCGAGCGAUUCGAGAAGAAGCAGCGCAUGGACGAGGAGCAACGGCAUGCGGAGCACCGCUAUAAAUUGCGCAAGUUCGAGGAGGCGCAGCGACAGGCGGCAGAAGAUGAGGAGGUCCAGGCGAAGCUCCGUCUGGAAAAACUGAAGGAACUCCAGCGCAAGAUCGACGAGGAGGAAGAGCGCGAGCGGGUCAAAAAGGAGAUUCGGGAUGAGGAGGCAAGACUGCUGAUCGAAAAGCAGGAGAAGCAGCGCCGAGAGGCCAUGAUGAAGGCGGCUGCCGUCGAAGAAUGGAAGCUGAACGAGGAGCGCCGAAUGAUUGCCGAGCGCGAGGAGAAGAUACGGCGGGAUGAGGAGUUCCGAACUCGAUUGAGAAUGGAGUUCGGGUAUACCGAGGACGAGAUUGAGGACAUCCUCAACAAGAAGAAGAACCCGGAGAAGGAGAAGAAGAAGAAGAACAAAGAUAAGGAGAAGGAGAAAGAGAAGGAAAAAGAAAAGGAGAAGGAAAAGGAUGAUGAUCACAGUGAUCAUGAGGGGAAGAAGGAGAAGGAAGUUGACCACCAACGGACCACUUGGAUUAAGGUUCAUCACAAGCAUCUUCUCCCCGAUACUCUGAUUGCCUAUCGUCUACCCUGGGACUGGGAUGAUCUCGACGGCAACUACAUCAUCAUCAAGCAAUGGAUCAGCGAGGACUUCCAGGAAGAACUCUUUGCUCACUCACGGCGGUUGCGCGAGGGCAAACUGGUUACCCAGAGCUCAAGCCAUUUGACGGAACUGAAGGUCAACGACAAGAAGAAAGACAAGAUGUUCCUUGUCCGGAAGAAGAGCCCCAGCCGCCGGGCUUGGAUUUUCACUUGA
Messenger RNA from Aspergillus steynii IBT 23096, 1515 nucleotides. RefSeq lists its product as uncharacterized. The coding region runs from base 1 to 1515 and encodes 504 amino acids. The transcript has 3 exons. The record is from RefSeq and is a predicted model, not a curated record. NCBI's taxonomy places the organism in Eukaryota, Fungi, Ascomycota, Eurotiomycetes, Eurotiales, Aspergillaceae.